UCAAUUUGUUCAAUGUGAUUCAUGUGAAUUUUUCCAUAUCUAAAAAACAUACCCAUGGAGUGCGAGAUCAUUGAGGAUGAGGAGUAUUGAUUAAAAAAAAUUCCCUUCGUUUUUCCGGGUUUUAUUAUAAUUUCUAGUUGUGAUAAUUUUUUUUUUCAAUUCGUGGAUCACUAGUUUAAGGUAAAAGUUCCAUUUUACAGUUGGCUCGGCAUUAUUCGUGGUGAGUCUGUGACUUUCUUUGGAUUGAUCGAAAGAGUACUGAAUAGACUCGUUUUAUUAACGAUGGAAUGAACGGGAUUAAUCGUAGUAUGGAAAUUCAAUCGAAACUUGUGUUCUUUGAACAGCAUGGGUCUAUUUGACUAAGACUCCACAGCAACUUCUCGGGCUGAUUACUAUUUGACUGUGGGGUCUUUGAUCAAUGACACUGACCGAGGUGAGUCGCAUCGGAUGUUCGGUUGAUGUAAAAACUUGACCCUUUAUAAGGGCGAGUGCUCUCUCUUCUCUUGCAUUCUUACUAUAGUGGGGAAGUGAUCGAAAAGGACUCCCGCAGUCUGAAAUGGAGCACGCGAUACGCAUCGGCGGGAGCGAAACAAGGGCGACGCCAAACGAAAGGCUUGAUGCUAUGAAGAAGAGAAACGUCUUGACUCCAGAUAACCAGCAACCUUUGGGAGAUGGGGAUCUGAACAAAAUUAUGGAUCCUAACCUAUAUAUCGCCACAAAAACUGGGGAUGCCGACAAAUUCAUUGAUGCAUUAGAAGUGGUUUCUGAGUCGAGGAAACUAGCUUUGUCGCUAAUUUUCGACCAAGUCAACCCCUCUGGGAAUUCAUUGCUUCAUGUAGCAGCAAGCUCAGGGAGAGAUAAUGUCAUGGAGCUCAUUCUCAUUCAUUUUCCUUACCUCGUGACCCGAAAAAACUCCUCGGACGAUACUCCGCUCCAUGUCGCCGUUCAAGAUGGAAGGCUCCACGCGACAAGAAAGCUGAUUAGCCGGAGAAGAGACUCCGACAUUAUAUACUGGAAGAACAAGGAUAGUAAAUCUCCGUUGUAUCUGGCGGUCGAAAACUGCAAGUCGUCGGACUGUAGAGAUCGCAAGGGGGCGGGCUGGGAGAUUCUUCAGCUUCUCUUGGAAGCUUCGGCCGGAGAUGAAGCUUACGCAGUCAAGAUACAGGGUAUGUGGCCAGUUUUGGCCGGACUUGAGGAGGAGAAAUCAGGUAUAUUGCAAGAAAUCGUAGAUCAGCUUCCGAAGUUACUUCACGUGCGCGAUGAAAACGGGGGGACGCCACUGCACUCUGCAGCAUCGAUUGGAAAUGUUGGGGCAGUGGAGCUCCUGCUGGGUAAAUGCAGUUACCUCGCCCUUCAAACGGACAAAAACGGCUCCUACCCUAUUCACAUUGCCUGCGAAGGCGGCAAUGUUGACAUAAUUCGCAAGUUAGAGGAUAUGUGGCCUGACCUGGCAGAGAUAAAAAACAAAAAGGGUCAGAAUAUUCUUCAUGUUGCGGCCAAGGGCGGGCACGAUAAUGCGGUCCAAUACAUACUCAAGAAAUGCAAGCCCGUCAUCGAGAAGCUGGUGAAUUCGAAAGAUGUCGAUGGAAACACACCCCUCCAUUUGGCAUCGAUGCAUGACCAUUGGGAAGUUUUGCUUUAUCUGACAAUGAACAAAGAAAGCUCUUAUCCAGCGUUAAUAGGAAGUGGACAUUUAAUUGCCGACGUACUGCGAAGCAAAGUUCGAGACGUUCAGUCACCAAGAGAACAAAGUUCUGGAGCAAGCGAGUCAUCUCGCAUGGAAUGGAUCAAGAAAGAGAUUAACACUCGAUUGGUAGUGGCCACACUUGUGGCCUCCGUCACAUUCACAGCUGGCAUAACAUUGCCCGGUGGAUAUAAUGCUCCCGGUGAUCCACACCCAGGAAUGGCGACCAUGCUGCACAACCGAGUGUUUGAGGUUUUCAUAAUUUUCAAUGCAUUGGCCACAUACAGCUCCAUCCUUUCGGUCGUAAUCCUUCUCUGGGCUCACAAUGCCAAUCUCCGCAAAGCAGAAGAACAUAAUGGCUUAGCAGGGCCACUAUUGUCGGGGGCUGUCAACCACAUGACAGUGGCAUUUUCGGCAGCCUUAAUUCUAGCAGUAUUACUUCCAAAGUCGAGCAAGAGGUCCGCGUUUGAUCUGGAUUUCUAUUAA
Messenger RNA from Syzygium oleosum, 2170 nucleotides. Its product is annotated as protein ACCELERATED CELL DEATH 6-like. Gene Ontology annotation, molecular function: protein phosphatase regulator activity; protein phosphatase 1 binding. Gene Ontology annotation, cellular component: plasma membrane. The record is from RefSeq and is a predicted model, not a curated record. Lineage: Eukaryota; Viridiplantae; Streptophyta; Magnoliopsida; Myrtales; Myrtaceae. The transcript is spliced from 4 exons. Bases 557 to 2170 code for a protein of 537 amino acids.